AUGACGAACUAUUUUGUUUCAGAAAAGUACAAGAUACCUCGUAGUACGGUAAUACUGAAGCUAAAGGCUCAUCGUAAUAGCAACGUACAUGUUACAGGUCUGGUAGUAGAUAGCCCAAUCAGAGACGAAGAGGAAAUAGAGAAUAUGCUUUUACCUUCUGGAGAAGUCAUCAAGAAAAAGAGACCGAUAAUACACAGUUCAAGCAGCGAUGAAGAGGAAUUCUUCACGGAAGAAGAAAAAUCUGAAAAUACUACAGGCGCAAACAUCAUAAGCUUCGAGAGUUCUCUACCCGAAAAAGAUGAUUUUGUUUCAGUUGAGUACGAUGGUGAUUACUGGCCGGGCAGGUGGUUACAAGUAGAAAGUGAGGGAGCUUUUAUAAAAUGCAUGGCAAAAUGUGGAAAACUGUGGAGAUGGCCAGAAAAGGAGGACUGCAUAUUUUAUGCCAAAAACGAAAUUAAGCUUUCCUUUGCCUCCACCACAGCUUCGCUAUACUUUGAUGGCGAUACAGCUCCAGUAUUCCAGACAGGCAUAACCGAGAAGAGACCUGGAGGAGGUGCUUGGGGUUGCGGUAAGCUCCUGGAGGCGAGUAGGAGGAAGUCACCUGUCAAUCAAACGGCGGCUACGAAAUUGAUCGGAAUCUCUGCUGCACUGACAGGCACUAAUAGAUUCAGAUUGAAUCACAACGUACAAUCUUCUUUAAAACUUCUAGCUAGAUAA
Messenger RNA from Acanthoscelides obtectus, 717 nucleotides. Lineage: Eukaryota; Metazoa; Arthropoda; Insecta; Coleoptera; Chrysomelidae. The record is from the annotation of a GenBank genome assembly.